AUGCAGCUCCUCUCUUUAGUCCUCGCGCUCGCGUUCUUCCUGCUGUUCGCCCAAGAGUCGCUGGCUUUCAUUGAGUGCAGCGUACUCGAUUAUGGCGGAGUGGCAGACAACAGCACGGAUCUCGGACCAGCUCUGCUGAGUGCCUGGAAGAACUGUGUCAUCCCUAAGGCAACGAGCACCGCGACGGACACGCUGCUCUACGUCCCAUCCGGAAACUACUUGCUAAAGUCUAAUGUGCUCUUUGACGAUGCCGUCAACUUCAACCUCCACAUCACCGGCAAUAUUUACCUGCCAUUUGAUUCCUCCCUGUCUGGUACUAUGAUUGAGUUCGAGAACUGCGAUAACAUCGUUCUCAAUGGACCUGGUGCUAUCUACGGAAACGGCUAUCGCUAUCGUCCUGGUGGUAACCUUAGCUUGUACCCGAACCGCCCUCGCCUCAUCCGCUUCCAAAACUGUAACAACUGCGAGAUCACCCAGGUCACGCUAUACGAUGCACCUAUGUUCCACGUAACAGUCAUCGGCAAUAACAACGAGGUACACGAUAUGAGCAUUCACGCAACGCAUAUUGGCGAAACCGAUGGCUUUGAUAUGUCCGGCAACAACAACUAUGUUCACGACGUCAGCGUCGAGAACGGAGACGAAUGUGUUACUGUGAAGACGCCUACAAACGGUUUCGUCGCCGAACGCAUCACUUGCAAAUGGACUGCCGGAUGUAAUAUCGGCUCAUUUGGCGAUGACAACACCGCCGUCGACGUGCAGAAUGUGUACUACUCGGACGUUACCCUCAGUAACUCAGAUGCCGGAGUUAUGAUCAAGUCGUAUCCGGACAACGUUGGAACGGUCAAGAACAUCACCUACACCGGAUUCACCUUGACUACCGUUGCAUAUCCGAUCGAUAUUGAUGCCUUCUGGAUGGGCAAUGGCGAGGACACCGGCAAACUGUCUAUCACCGACGUCUCGUUCAGCGGAUUCACAGGAACCGGAACAUCGACUCGUCCUGCCGUCAAGCUUCAUUGCAACAGUGCGACCCCCUGCAAGGAUAUCAAGUUCUCGGGUAUCAGUAUUACUGGCACUGCAGCCAACACGUACACCAAUGCUUGCGGCUCAGGACUGAGCGGUUUGUCGUCUUGCUAG
Messenger RNA from Punctularia strigosozonata HHB-11173 SS5, 1134 nucleotides. Its product is annotated as pectin lyase-like protein. Bases 1 to 1134 code for a protein of 377 amino acids. The transcript is spliced from 16 exons. NCBI's taxonomy places the organism in Eukaryota, Fungi, Basidiomycota, Agaricomycetes, Corticiales, Punctulariaceae. Gene Ontology annotation, molecular function: polygalacturonase activity. The record is from RefSeq and is a predicted model, not a curated record. Gene Ontology annotation, biological process: carbohydrate metabolic process.